ACACACACACACACACACACACACACAAACUCCUAGGCAGCAUUCCACACUGAAGCCCCCGAUGCUGCGCUCAGAGCUCCGGGAUCCGCGCCGCUCCAAGGAUGUUCCUCCCGGAUGUGGCCGCUCACUGCGCGCUCCUGCUCGGGUUCACCUGCCUGGCCGCUUUCGCUAACACUUCCCCACAUUUCUCAGGUUACCUGUUGCAUGUGUUGCGUAACUACACAGACGAGGUGUGUGAUGGUGAGCUCAUGACUGUACGCUGCCCUCCAAGAACCACCAUCACCGUCCAAUCAGCUUUCUAUGGCAGGAGAAGCUCCACCCACUCCUUGUUCUGCCCACCACUAUACAGCAUCAGUGGGCCACAUCCACUGAGUGGGGUCACUUCGUGUCACCUGGCAACGGCUCUGCAGAAGAUGACAGAUGAGUGUGAGAACAGGAGGAGUUGUGAAGUUUUGGUGAACAGUCGGUUGUUUGGAACAGAUCCGUGUCCAUCUAUCAGCAAAUCCCUCACUCUGCAGUACAAAUGCAGACCUAAUGAGUAUAAGAGUAAGGUGGUGUGUGAGGGGGAGAAGAUGAGGGUGAGCUGUAAGACAGGGAUGCAGAUCGCCGUCUUCUCAGCCAUGUUUGGACGUACGCAGGAUGGGACACUGGAGUGUCCUCCACACCACCGGAGGGCGCCGUCUGUCGACUGUCAUUCAGAAGGGGCCCUGCAGGUGAUGACAUCACGUUGCCAGGGGAAACGCACGUGUGUGGUUCGAGCCUCUGCACAGGAGUUUGGGGACCCCUGUUACGCCGGGACUCGCAAAUACCUCAGUGUUAUAUACACCUGUGUUCCUACGAAGCUCCUGCAGGAUUCAGGUGAGACCCCCUCUUUUUCUCCGCCCCCUUCCCAGCCGCAUGACCCCAACGUUGUCGGAGACAGCGCACACCCUGAAGGGAACCCAUCCGUGACCUCUGUCCCUGCACCAGGAAAAUCUAAACGAGGGAAGUCUGGUGCUGACUCAGAGAAGGAAAUUCAUUCUGAAGACCGACCUGGACAGGAAGUAAAGACAGAAAGGGACGUUCGUUCAGAGACGUCGGCUAGAGACCCAAAUCCUGCCAUCAGCACUGUGUUCAGGAACAAGAUGGCGCUCAUCAGUAAUGGCCUCGCUGCUUACACCUACAUCACUGAGCACCCAGAGCGCUGUGCGCUGUACUUCAUGUGCGGAGUGUGUGUCGGUCUCUUCCUCACACUCUUCGCCCUGGUGGUGCAGAUCUCCUGUCGGACGGAGUGUAAACAGCGGCAAGUCGUCACCAAAAAACGCCCUCGACCUGCUGAUUCUGACUCUAACUCUGAUUCCGAUUCAGACUGGGAUUCUGGCUCAGACCUGUCGUCACGGCGACGACGGCGCUUCGAGCGCACCCUAAACACCAACGUGUUCACCUCGGCCGAGGAGCUAGAGCGAGCUCAGCGACUAGAGGAGCGGGAGCGAAUCAUCCGCGAGAUCUGGAUGAACGGACAGCCUGAUGUCCCGGGAACACGGAGCCUCAAUCGCUACUACUAACACACACACACACACACACACACAGCUAAGAGGACUGCGGAUGUUUCUGGGAUUAUUUACAGAGAACAUAAACUGUAACCUCGCACUGAAAGUGUACGUGCCUGCUUACACUUAACCUUCAGAGGUCAAAGGUCAUGCUGAUAUGACCAGAUCCCUAAAAUCUAGAGGAUUGCAAAGCUAACGGGAGACAAAGGCCAAGUGGAGGAGAGCAGCUAAUAUUUUAAUCCUAACCCUAGGCAGCUCUGAAGGAGCUGCAGAACUCUGAUUGGUCCGUUCCUUCUGCCUGACAGUUUGGGGGCGGAGACUGUAGAGGACAAGACUAAAGACUACCAGAACACACUGGUAGAAAUGACGAAUUUUGUCCAUUUCCUGAUGAUGAACCUGAAAGCGUCAUUAAUUCAGAAGGAUUCACGUUCGGAUUGUUUUGUUUGCUAGCUGGAUCACUAGCUACAACUACGUCAGAACGCUUCAUGCUAACACUCACAUUCUAAUACAACCAGUCACAUGGUGCUGCCUUUGAACUUUACCUUUAAAAAACAAAUAUAUAUAAAUAUAUAUUUAGUCAGAGAAAUGCUUAGAAUCCGUCUCAGCAAUUAUAAAGAAUAUAUUUUGAAUAUUUAAUAUUUUUUUCCUGAAUAGUUAUGACAUUUUUAUACUGUGGCAGCGUUUGGAUUUUUUUUGUGAUUGACAGCUCAGGGAUGUAAUCCGAGUGUUUGUGUGUAAAACCGUUCUCACAAUUUUAUUCUUAAAGAAAAACGGGAUGUGCUUUACUGCAAAAUGUUCUGAUCUAUAAACCUCAAAGAGGUUGUGUU
Tachysurus vachellii is the source of this 2356-nucleotide messenger RNA. RefSeq names its product protein eva-1 homolog C (gene eva1aa). NCBI's taxonomy places the organism in Eukaryota, Metazoa, Chordata, Actinopteri, Siluriformes, Bagridae. Gene Ontology annotation, molecular function: carbohydrate binding. The coding region runs from base 102 to 1544 and encodes 480 amino acids. The transcript has 8 exons. The record is from RefSeq and is a predicted model, not a curated record.